AUGCUCUCUUCUUACGACAUACUCAUCGUUGGUGCCGGUGUAGCAGGCCCAGCUCUUGCCCAUGCUCUUGCCACAAAGACAUGUGAUAACCGUCGUGCUCCUUUGCGGAUAGCUCUACUUGAGCGUUCCUUGUCGAAGCCAGACCGCAUCGUCGCCGAAUUGCUCCAGCCUGGCGGCGUCACCGCGCUCAAGCAGCUUGGUCUGGAGUCAUGCCUCGAGGAUCUUGGCUCUGUUUCUUUGUUAGGCUAUCACGUUCUGCGAGGAGAGCAGGGCAUUUGCGCCUCGUUCCCUGAAGGCCAUGACGCGCGAGCUUUUGAGCAUGGAGCGUUUGUCAUGGCCUUGCGCGACCGCGCACGGCAGGCGCCCAAUGUCGACGUGAUCGAGAUCACAGUACUCGGUCUCAUCGAGAACGAGGACACGCAUCGCGUAAUAGGUGUUCGUGCCUCCAAAGCAGGUGGUCAGCCAGAGUCAUAUUUUGCUGACCUCGUCAUUGUCGCGGACGGCUCCACAUCCAAGUUCAGAACUGCCGUCCUCGGAAGCAUGCUAUAUGAGCCUUCACAUAGGGGUUACUUGGCAGGUCUGAUUUUGAAAGACCUGAAGCUGGCAGUGCCCCAGUAUGCCACUAUGAUUGUACUGAAACGCGCUGGACCGGUCGUCCUUUUUGAGCUCCCCAACAAUGAGCAUCGGAUGCUGGUCGAAUUGAAGGAGUCGCCGCCAGAUCUCAAGGAUCCUGAAAUCUCCGUCACUGCUGGCACGUAA
This is a messenger RNA of Suillus plorans, 759 nucleotides long. RefSeq lists its product as uncharacterized. Gene Ontology annotation, cellular component: endoplasmic reticulum. NCBI's taxonomy places the organism in Eukaryota, Fungi, Basidiomycota, Agaricomycetes, Boletales, Suillaceae. Gene Ontology annotation, biological process: ergosterol biosynthetic process. Gene Ontology annotation, molecular function: FAD binding; squalene monooxygenase activity. The transcript is spliced from 2 exons. Bases 1 to 759 code for a protein of 252 amino acids. The record is from RefSeq and is a predicted model, not a curated record.